Molecule: messenger RNA, 2710 nt
Organism: Callorhinchus milii (elephant shark)
Lineage: Eukaryota; Metazoa; Chordata; Chondrichthyes; Chimaeriformes; Callorhinchidae
Gene: naf1
Product: nuclear assembly factor 1 homolog (S. cerevisiae)
Exons: 9
Coding region: 101-1795 (564 amino acids)
Biological process (GO): box H/ACA snoRNP assembly; pseudouridine synthesis; ribosome biogenesis
Cellular component (GO): sno(s)RNA-containing ribonucleoprotein complex
Molecular function (GO): RNA binding
Source: RefSeq, a predicted model, not a curated record
GUGUGACGGGGCGUUUGCGUGUGACGUUACGACGUGCGCCCCGAGCGACGCCGCGUGUGGACCGGGACCGACCGCGUGAGAGAUUUGAUGGUGAUGAAGAAUGGCAGAACAAGGGAUUGACGCAGAUAUCCAGCUAUCUCCACAGCCAGACACGGUUGAGAAGGGAAUUAUCUUAGAAAGCAGUUUGCUGAUGGAAGGCAAUAAUAAUGUGGCUGCCGAACAGGAAGACCUGCCAGCAGCCGAAUCGUGCACUCAGGCACACAAAGGUGAAUUAGCCUCUGUUGCUAAUUUGACAAAACAGCAAGAUUCUCAAGUUCAGCAUCAGCUAGGUGUUCAUUCUCCACGGUGCACUUCAAGUGAAAUUAAUGGCAACAUGUCUUGCACACAAUCCGAAACUGUUGAAGAGAAUAGGAAUGACUUUGCUAAAUCAGACAAGAUCAGCGUUUCGGGGAAUUGUGCUGAUACGGGUGUCAAUGCACCUUUGCCGAGCCAGGUGCCUGAGCAUGAGGAGAUGGAGGUUACCGUAUCUGCCCAACUGGAGACGUUAUCGUUUGAAAACUCACUGCUGACAUGCCAUAACCGCGCUAAUACAGAGGGGCAACAGUCCGAGCAGGACACGGACGUUUCACACGUUUUCGUUACUGUGCAAGCUGGUGUGGUUGAGGCGGAAGAAAAUGAAGUAAAGGAAAGUGAAGAUAGCUCUUCGUCUGAAGACUCUUCAUCAGAUAGUGAUUCGGACUCCACAUCUUCUUCCUCUUCUUUUGAGCCACCAGAGGUGCUAAUGUCAGAGGGUGAAGAUGAUCAAGAAACGGGAGAUAAAAGAAAACCCCAACAUCUAAAAACAAAAGAUGAGCUCUUGCUAGAGGACCUGCCGGCAGUUGACGAACUAAAUCUUGUUCUUCCUGAAGACACUCAAUUGGAACCUGUGGGAAUCGUCUCCAGCAUUAUUGACCAACUUGUUAUCGUUGAAUCGUUGAAGGACCAGCCGCCACUUAAUGAGGAAACUGUCCUUUUCAAAAAGGAUUGCAACUCGGUUGGAAAGGUGUUUGAAGUGUUCGGCCAAGUUUCUCAUCCAUUCUACGUUCUGCGCUUCAAUUCUGCUGAAAACAUCACGGUGAAGGGAAUCAAGGUACACGAGACAUUGUACUUUGCGCCCACAGUGAAGGAUUUCACUCAGUACAUCUUCACAGAACAACUCAAGAGGGAGAAAGGAUCAGAUGCGUCGUGGAGAAAUGACCAGGAGCCACCACUUGAGGCUCUGGAUUUCAGUGAUGACGAAAUUGAGAAAUUAACAAAGAAGAAGAAGAAGACACACAAUCACGGAGAAAAAGCUACCAGGCUCGGAGGAAGUGAAGAAGGACAGCCUUGUCAGCAAAAUCCAGUUUCUUCAAUGCACAGGAGAGGCUUUCAACGCAGAGGAUUUGGCCCUCGUCCGUCAAGUCAUCAAAGGGAAGCCUACGGACCACCACUAUUUAACCAAAGGCCCCCAUCAAGACCACCAGUUAAUAUGAUGCAUUCUCAACCAAUGAUAUCAAAUCCAAUGAUGUCAUGUCCUUAUCCUCCACCAUUUUGGCCCAUGAACGUACGUGAUAUGUCUCCUUUCUCCACUCCCCCACCUCCGCCCCCACCUCCAAUGUACAGUAACUGGUCAGAACCUAACAUGGGGUACCCGCCUUGCUUUCCAAAUUCUCACACAUCUCGAUUUCCAGGUGGUCCCUCUUCGCACAUGCCAAGUCCUCCGUUCCCACCACCACCGUUGCCUCCACAAGGUUCUGCCUACAGACCACGCUAUUAGAGAACCAUUCAUGUGUAAUUGUAAAACUGUCUGAAGUGCCUCAAUUGCAUGGAAACAAUCAAGUAAUAUUUCCCCUGAGGCAACAAUUAGAUCCAAAUGUCUUCCAAAUACCAGACUGUAUUUAGAAAUAACACACAUUUUACGGUGUUUGGAUCUAUAAGGAGAGAGUACUGCUAAUAUAAAAAUAUAACUUUGGAGAUGAUUAUGAUCGGAAGCAGCUCAGAGAUGCUCAUCCCUCCGUGCUGCCAGUAGUCAUUUUACAUAACAAAAUAUUACUAUUGUCAUUCGUGUUUUUUUGAUUAUGUAAAUAGUCAUUAGGAAUAGUCUGUUGCAUGACUGUUUCUCGCACACGUUCGUAUUUGCUGAUUGACAGCACAUCACUUGGGUAGCGAAGGUCAGACAGGUGCUUGUUAGGCCAUGAUUGAAUCACGUCCUUGGAACGUAUUAUUGGCUUAUUAAUUCAUAGCAGCUUUAUUGCUUUCACUUACACUUGCCAUCACUGAAAUUUAAAUUAGAAAGUAAUAUGUGUAAAGAAACAUAGUUGGUAUCAAUGUGUUUGUGUUUAUAAAAUUAAGUAAAAGUCUUAAACUGUCCUAUCCAUGGUGUAGAUGAGUCCUGGCUGGCAACCCCCCUACAUACACACACACACUUCCUUUCGCUCGCUCCCCCCACCCCACCUGCCCCCACCAAAAAAANUUGUCAGUAUUUGUUUGUUUGUGAUAGGAAACUCUACGGCUUAAAGAAUCCUAAUGCCUUUUCUUGACCUAAAGUAACAAUGAGUGAGAAAAAUAGGCUGAACAAUUUAUUUUUGCUAAAUUUUAAAAACCUGCUGAAUUUUGUUUUUGUCAGAAAUGCAUAACAUGGUCCUUUGACGUUUGAUGCAUAAUAAACUCCGAACUCCAUUUACAACUUUAA